Messenger RNA from Amphimedon queenslandica, 2695 nucleotides. Its product is annotated as N-terminal kinase-like protein. The coding region runs from base 94 to 2610 and encodes 838 amino acids. Lineage: Eukaryota; Metazoa; Porifera; Demospongiae; Haplosclerida; Niphatidae. The transcript is spliced from 17 exons. Gene Ontology annotation, molecular function: ATP binding; protein kinase activity. The record is from RefSeq and is a predicted model, not a curated record. Gene Ontology annotation, biological process: protein phosphorylation.
GUUUAAACAUUAAUUUAAAGGGAGUGGUUACUGGGCGUGGUUUUAAAAGAAUCUUUUUCUUUAAUUCUUUUUGUCUUUAUUUUCUUUUGUUACAUGGGUCAGCAGCAAGGUAAGGAUCAGUUACCAGUUGAUAUAGGGGAAGAGAUCAGUUCUCUCUCUAACAAGACAAUAUGGAACGUGCACUUUGGAAACAGAAAGCCUGCUAAUGAUCCCGUUUUAGUUUUUAUAUUUAAUUUUGCUAAUAAAAGCGAUGAUGAGAUACGCCAGGCACGGUCCGCCCACUUACGGCUCAAAACAUUGCGUCAUCCAAACAUUCUACGCUACAUUGACGGAGUUGAGUUACUGGAUAGCAUUUAUAUGAUGACCGAGGAAGCCACACCCCUUCAAGAAGUAUUAGAAUCUGCCACACCUCCUUCGGAACAUUUAGUGUCAUGGGGGAUACAUCAAAUAAUUAAAUCAAUAAGUUUUCUUUCUAAUGACUGCAGUUUAAUUCAUAACAAUGUUGCCAUUCAUUCAGUAUUUGUGGAUGCUGCAGGUGAAUGGAAGCUGUCAGGUGUUGAAUGGAUGUACUCAUACAAUGAUACCAACAUUCCAUUGAAAACAUUUCAAAGUCUUAAUAAAUAUGAUCCACCGGAAAACAUGAAGCAGGCUAAAAGGAAGACGGAGAAAUGGUCACGUGACAUGUGGGGCUUGGGUUGUCUGCUGUGGGAAGUUUUUAAUGGUCCGAUACACCAGAGCUCUAAUUUAAGGGAUACUUCAAAAUUUCCAAAGAGCCUCUCCUCCCAUUACUUACAGUGUGUUAAUGCUAAUCCAAUGGCUAGACCCAAUCCAUCCGAACUAUUGCAGUCUUUAAAGGAGAGAGGAGGCUACCUUAGCAAUACCUUCAUAUCACUUAACCUGAAAAUAGAAGAGCUUCAACUAAUGGAGGCUGAUAGGAAGAAUCAUUUCUUUGUUGAGUUGAACAAGUCGCUUGAUCUCUUCCCUGACUCAUUUGCUCAUCAUAAAGUCCUCCCUCAUCUCCUCAAUGUGUUUGAGUUUGGAGGAGCUGGUCCCACAGUCCUUGCUCCAUUAUUAAAAAUUGGUAAACUGCUACCAGAGGACGAGUAUCAGAGGAAGAUAGUUCCUUGUAUAGUAAGAUCCUUUGGGUCUAAUGACAGAGCAACCAGACUGAACCUGUUGCAACAUUUGGAUCAGUUUAUUGAUCAGUUGCAGCCUAGUGUGUUAAAUAAUUCCUUGUUUGGUCAGAUAGUGACUGGUUUCACUGACACUGUGCCAACAAUCAGAGAACACACCAUUAAAGCCUCUCUAUUAUUAGCUCCCAAGUUGAAUGAUUCUAAUCUAAGUCAAUUAUUGAAAUUUUUUGCUAAAUGCCAACUAGAUGAACAGGCUGGUAUUCGUACCAACACCACUAUAUGCCUUGGAAAGAUUGCACCUCACCUGAACAGCAAGACUAGAGACAGGGUCCUUGUCUCAGCAUUCACUCGUUCCCUUAAGGACCCGUUCCCUCCUGCUCGCUCAGCUGGUAUAGGAGCACUGGGCUCCACCCUCUCUUACUACACACCCAUUGACAUGGCAACCAGGAUCAUCCCCUCACUGAGUCACAUGACUGUAGACAAGGACCAGUCCGUCCGAGAGCAGACAUUUAAAGUUUUGAGGCUGUAUGUCGAUAAAUUGGAGGAACACUCAAAAAAGAUGGAGCCGUCGUCUGACGGAGAAGGAAUUGAACAAACUGAAGGGGCGUCCUCAUCAGUGGCUAGUUGGACUGCUGGUUGGGUCAGCUCAAUCAGUAAAUAUGUCUCCACCUCAUCAUCUGCAAAACCUGAAACCACACCCACUGCCCCACCCACAUCAUCUUACCAACCUAGUAGCCAGCGACAGACACAAGAAGUCAAGGCUACCAUACCUACUACCUCUGAAGAAAGGAGAGAUGAUAAAUGGGAUGAAGACCAAUGGGAGGAUUUUGGUAAUGAGGACACUAAGAAAGGAACCACUCAUUCAUCAUCAGGCUGGGACGAUGAAAUGUGGGAGAGUUUUGAGCCAACGCCUAAAAAGACCACACCCACUGGCCGGGCACCAGCUUCAUCCUCAAUGAAGCUCUCAAAGAACAAGUUGCUGUCUCCUCCCCCUGACACACCCCCUGAUGAUGACUUUUGGUCUCGUUUAGAAACAUCAAAACCAUCAACAAGAGGUAGGGAUAAAACCACACCUCCUCCGGUACCAUCUAGCAUGUUUGACAUUAAAGACACCAAUAAAACAGGAAAAAUGGGAGGAGCUAAGAUUUCAGGGGGCGGAGCUAGUGGUGAUGGAUGGGGGGACUGGGACGAUUCUGAAUUUGAACCAGUGCAGGACCCGGUGAGGGGGGUCAGUGAAAGUGAGGAAACUGGAUCAAAUGUUAUGACAAACGAGGGCUGGGAGUUUGAAGGUGGUGGGUGGGAAGAUGCCACGCCCAUGAGUAAACCUGUCGCAAAGCAAGAGCAAGAAUUGGAGAGACAGAGAGAGCUAGAGAGGAGGAGAGAGGAGAGAAGAGCAAGACAGGAGGCAGCAAGGAAGAAAAGAUCAGCUGGUAUGUCACUGAAACCAACCGGACUGGGGGCAGUCAAAAAAGACUGAGGGAUGAGUAAUGAAUAUUUUUCAUUAUUAAUUAUUUUGUUUUAUGAUUAUUAUUAUUUCAAUGGCGUAUGGUACGUAAUACGUA